Molecule: messenger RNA, 1066 nt
Organism: Hibiscus syriacus
Lineage: Eukaryota; Viridiplantae; Streptophyta; Magnoliopsida; Malvales; Malvaceae
Product: disease resistance protein RGA2-like
Exons: 2
Coding region: 30-632 (200 amino acids)
Source: RefSeq, a predicted model, not a curated record
UUCACACUUUCUUGAUUACCGAUUCGAAAAUGGCCGAGGCUGUCAUCAGUGUAGCCGUAGAAGUGGCUCUGUCCAAGGUUAUCUCCAUCCUUGAAGACCCAAUCAGCCUUGCAUGGGAUUUCAAGGACGAGCUGAACAAGCUUCGUUCCUCACUUUCUCUCACUCGAACUUUCUUGCAAGAUGCAGAGAGGAGGCAACUUGAUGAACCUGUCAAAGUCUGGUUGGAGCAGCUGAGAGAUAUUGCUUCUAAGACCGAUGAUGUCUUGGAUGAGAUUGCUUACGAGCAUCUUCGCAGGAAGGUGGACACCCGAAAGAGAACGCAGGUCAGGAACUUAUUUUCUCCCUCCAAAAAUCCCAUGACAAUUACUCUAAAUAUGGCUAAAAAGGUUAAGAAUAUUAGCCAGUCCAUUAAGGAUGUUAACCGUCAGGCCACAGAGUUAGGACUCCAACAACGAGUUCAACUUUCGGCUCCAGUGUCUAGUGGAGUACGAGGAGGCACCCACUCCCUGGUUGACUCAUCACGUGUUGUGGGAAGGGAAGCUGAUGUCCGAAGAGUAGUUGAUCUCUUGAUUGGUUCAACCACUCAUCAAACCUUGUCAAUAGCAUCCAGACUAGGCAUGGGUGGUCUGUGAAAAACUACUUUAGCAAAGUCUGUAUGCAACAAUGACAAAAUACAGAACCAUUUUAACACAACAAUAUGGAUCUGCGUGGCUGAAAAUUUUGAUGUCCGAAGGAUUUUAGGGGAGAUGUUAGAAUCUCUAACUAGAAAGCCUUGUGAGAUCAAGAACCAGGAUGUUGUACUUCGUGAAAUACAAAAGGAGUUGAAAGAGAAGAGCUUCCUUCUUGUGCUUGAUGAUGUGUGGGAUGAGGACAUUAAAAACUGGGAGGACUUAAGGGGCAGUUUGCAGGUAUAAAUGAAAGUAAACAAAGUUGGAUUCUUGUCACAAGUCGCAGUGAAAAUGUUGCAUUAGUAAGGGAAACACCUCCUGGUCACAGGCAUCAUCUUAAGGAAGUGAUAGAUGAGGAGUGCUGGUCCAUUAUCAAAGAAAGAGCAUUUGGAAACUCU